AUAGUAACUGAGAAGCAGUAGGCCGGUUCCUCUUCAUAACUCCUGCAUUUCAGCUAUCUGCUCACAGAAGAAACUAGUUCCUCUAUUUUCUCUUAGCAGUUGGCACUUGACAAAAUGGCUAUCUUCCAAACCGAACCUAAUAAGAAGCAAGCAAGCCGGGGAGGACGCCGUGCUGUACUAUUCGUUUAUGCAACUGAGGGACUGGAAAACAUGGCAUUCAUAGCGAAUGCUUUGAGCCUGGUAACAUACUUCUAUGGAUAUAUGAACAUGAGCAUGACAAAGUCUGCAACCACUCUCACCAACUUCAUGGGGACUGCAUUCCUACUCACCCUCGUUGGUGGAUACGUCUCCGAUACCUACUGGUCACGAUUCAAAACCUGUCUCAUCUUCAUUCUAAUUGAAUUGAUGGGAUAUGUCAUUUUAACUGUGCAAGCACAUUUCCCUCAACUGAGACCAACUCCGUGCAAAUUAGGUGUUGCAGAACCUCACUGCGAGGCGGCGGACAGAGGCCAACUUGCUCUCCUCUACACUGGACUCUAUCUGAUUGCACUCGGCACCAGCGGGGUUAAAUCUGCUUUACCGGCGCUGGGAGCUGAUCAGUUCGAUAAAAAUGACCCUAAGCAGGCAGGCCAACUGUCAAGCUUCUUCAACUGGUUCUUGUUCAGCCUCACCAUUGGUGCUAUAUUUGGCGUCACUUUCGUGGUCUGGAUUGGUGCCAACCAUGGCUGGGACUUGGCCUUUGGGGUGAGCGCAGUGGCUGUCCUUUUCGCACUGCUCUCACUAUGUAUGGGCAAAUCAGUCUACCGCAACAAUAAAUUUAAUCCAAAGGGAAGCCCCCUCUCAAGUAUAUUACAGGUUUUAGUGGCCUCAAUCCGAAACCGAAAGCUUCCAAUUCCAGAGAAAGCAGAGGACUUGCAUGAGAUCCAUGACAAAGAAGCAGGGGAAGAACAUGAAUAUAUUCAGAGAACAGAGCAAUUCAGAUUCUUGGACCGGGCAGCCGUCAAUUGUUGCCCUACUAUAGAAGGUUCCUCAACAUCUACAAACCCAGGAGCCUGGAGACUGUGCACAGUGACACAAGUUGAAGAAGUAAAGCUCCUAAUCCGAAUGCUUCCAAUCAUACUCAGUACUGUCUUCAUGAACACAUGCAUUGCUCAACUCCAAACUUUCUCCAUCCAACAAAGCAUGACCAUGGACAGACAUCUCAUCGGCUUCAAAAUCCCCGGACCAUCCAUCCCAGUCAUCCCUCUGCUCUUCAUGUUCUUCCUCAUCCCAUUUUACGACCGAGUGAUGGUCCCACUCCUCCGGAAAAUCACCGGAAUUCCCACCGGCAUUCGCCACCUACAGCGUAUUGCAGUUGGUCUCGUGCUCUCCUGUAUAUCAAUGGCUAUAGCAGGAGUGGUAGAGACUCGGCGCAUUUCAGUGGCCGUUAAACACAACAUGGUCGACUCUGGAGAGCCUCUGCCAAUGAGUGUGUUUUGGCUUGGUUUCCAAUAUGCCAUAUUUGGGGCAGCAGACAUGUUCACAUUGGUUGGUCUUUUGGAGUUCUUCUAUGCUGAGAGCGCGGCAGGGAUGAAGUCGCUCGGCACAGCCAUCUCGUGGUGUUCGAUUGCGUUCGGGUAUUUCUUGAGCUCGGUGGUGGUGGAAACGGUGAACAAAGUGAGCGGAGGGUGGUUGGGAAGCAAUAAUCUCAACAGAGACAAGUUGAACUACUUCUAUUGGUUGCUGUCAGGGCUCAGUGUGAUUAACUUAGGGGCUUAUUUGCUCUGUGCAUGGUGGUACAAGUACAAAAAGGUUGAAGUAGUGGUGCUGAAGAAGCAAGAUGGUUCCAAUGGUAGCGCUGAAAUGAUCAAAGCCUAA
Messenger RNA from Fragaria vesca subsp. vesca, 1857 nucleotides. RefSeq names its product probable peptide/nitrate transporter At1g27040-like. Gene Ontology annotation, biological process: transmembrane transport. The transcript is spliced from 6 exons. Gene Ontology annotation, cellular component: membrane. The record is from RefSeq and is a predicted model, not a curated record. Gene Ontology annotation, molecular function: transmembrane transporter activity. Bases 115 to 1857 code for a protein of 580 amino acids. NCBI's taxonomy places the organism in Eukaryota, Viridiplantae, Streptophyta, Magnoliopsida, Rosales, Rosaceae.